AUGAGCUUGGCAGAAUAUACAGAUGAAAUUUCCCAAAUGAAUGAGGGAAUGGCACCAGAAUUCACUUCAGAAGCUUACGUUUUAACCUACUCCAAAUAUUUAAAGUCUAAUAGCGAAGCUAUCGUCGAGCCCAAUUUAAUUGUUAAAUAUAAAGGUCUCAAUCAACAAAGAGACGGUGGGCUUGAGGUUCAAAUUUUGGAUGGUGGCAAUAUUCCAUUUAAAAUUAUGCCUACAGAUGAAGUUUAUGCCAUCGAUGAUGUCGAUAAUAGCUAUUCUUAUGCACGAGAAUUUAAGGUUGUUUCAACUCGAAGCAUAACUUGUGACAAUGAUGGGGUAUACAUUUUUCAUGCAAUCGCGUUGCAUAGUACAACUCCAAAUCAAACAAGCAAAAGAAUUACAGUACAAGUUAAUGUGUUACUUAACGAAGAUAGCUUUCCGAAAAUGGUUAAUCGAUCACUGACCGUAGUUGCUAGAAAGGGACGCUCUAACCUGGAUAUUUUGAAGAUACCUGCAGAACCCAAAUCAUGCGGCUCUGAUAUAUGUAUAAUAAGCAACUAUGCCAUCGCAGAUAAAGCCUUUCGAAAUCUUUUUCAGGUUUCAAAUCAAGGCUAUUUAAGUAUCAUAGGAAAAUUGUCCGAGCGUAUUGGCAAGUACUCUUUCGAGGUCGUCGCUUAUGACUGCCGAGGUGUCAGUACAAUAAAUACCAAAACCGUAAUAACUGUCAUCAAUCAGUUUGCAACGGUACCGUCUAUAAAGUUCGCACGAACAGAAACAAUUUUUAAUCCCUGUCAAAGUCCGACAACCAUUGGUAAUAUUCGGGCUACUAACUUAAAAAACCAGAAUAUCCAUUCCGUUAAUAUAACAGUUGAUUUAUCGGUAGAUAAAAGGGGUGUUGAAGCAUGCUAUAGAGCAGCACAUAGCCAGAUUUUUGAAUAUCAUCGCUGUGUAGGAAAAAAAUUCUUUUACGAUUUAUUCGACGAUAGCAGACUUCCUGCUUGGUCUAAAGGCAAUAUCCUUAAAAUUCCAAAUUCCAUUUCAAAUGCGUAUCGUGCUGCUUAUACAAUGGACCAAAAGAGCGUUAUUGCUGUUCCUAAAGGUAUAAUUCAAGACGGAAUUGGUACUGAUAAUUAUACAUUUGCAUCACGAAUAAAGCUCAAUAGCAGUAAAAGAAUGCAGAUUCUAGUUACACUAAACCAAAGUCCAACAUCAGAUACCUUUAUUAAGUUAAAGAUCGUUGAUUCAAGAUUCCAGCUCGAUCUUGGCGAGAGUAAGACUAAAGCAAAAAUUACUACAAUUUAUUUCCCUAAUUUCAUCGUUCAAAGUAAUCUUUGGUAUCAGAUUCUAUUAGUUACAAAUGUAAAAUCGAGAUAUACAAAAAUGAUGGUAAAUGGUGAAACGUUACAUUCAAUGUACGCUUAUAUUAAUCGUCAUUACGAUAAAGUAGAUACCCCGUUUGCUGUAACUAUCGGCCAUAUGGAUGCUAGACAAUCAUUUCAAGGUAUUAUUGCUGAUGUCAGUAUAGCUUUUAAUAUUUUCCCAAAAUUUAAAAUGGAUUACUGCGUACCGCAGUGCAAAGAAGGCAUAUACAUUAAACUGAAUCAUGAAGAUCGGUCUAGGUUAUCAUUCUUACAUCCUGAUCGACAUAUUUUCACCUAUCCGGCAAUUAACAACAACAACGAUUUAGCUGCCAUUGUCCAAGGGAUUACAUAUUAUAAUCAAUUUUCCCAUCCGGAAUUUGGAAAUCGUAUUGUCGAUAUCCGAAUUGGAAUCAAUCACAAUCGUGAUAUCAUAUCUAUCAAGCAUGUAAUCAGAAUUGCUAAAAGUUUAGCCCUGGAACCAAAUAUAACUAUUACUGGUAAUGAUCACUUAAUCAUGAGAAUGGAUGAUAAAAAUAUUGCGCUAAUGAAGUAUUCUCGCAUAAAUUAUCAUCAUAUUUGCAAGCGUAGUCAUCUAGAUAAAGCUAUAAUUCAGUUAUUGCAUCGAAAUCAUCGGUGUGCCUUUAUUAAAAUUGAUAAAGUCCUUGCUACGAACGUUGGCUUGACUGUAUUAGAAGACAAAGGAAAUAUAAUUUUAAGUGGAGUAGCAUCAGUGAGCACUUAUCAACAAAUCCUAAAUACAUUAUACUAUUAUAACUAUUGUCCUCCUUCAGUUACUGAAAAUAUUGUAACUGCCCAAGUUUAUUCUAAUUCUCAAAGAUUCGCAAGUAAUUUAAAGUAUUACUUCAUACACAAAAAUUCAGGUGGAAAAGAAGGUAGUGAUAACCUAACGGAUUCAGAGGAUAAAGUUCAUUGGUUUAGUAUUAAGAAUAAAGAUUUGUGGGAGUCAAUUUACCCACCAGUGAUAGUUUUAAUUCUUAGCUCAUUGAUAAUUUUUAUCAUAAUUUUAAUUGCAAAUCGAUACAAUAAAGGAAAAAAUGAAAUAAAAAUGACGACACCUGUGCACAAAGGCAAGUUAUCAAAUCUUAAACUCACUUAUAAUCGUCUAGAAACAUACAAAUUCGAUUGA
Messenger RNA from Trichoplax adhaerens, 2505 nucleotides. RefSeq lists its product as uncharacterized. Gene Ontology annotation, molecular function: X11-like protein binding; kinesin binding; calcium ion binding. Lineage: Eukaryota; Metazoa; Placozoa; Uniplacotomia; Trichoplacea; Trichoplacidae. The transcript is spliced from 5 exons. The coding region runs from base 1 to 2505 and encodes 834 amino acids. The record is from RefSeq and is a predicted model, not a curated record. Gene Ontology annotation, cellular component: postsynaptic membrane; cell surface. Gene Ontology annotation, biological process: positive regulation of synaptic transmission; positive regulation of synapse assembly.